AUGAACAUACUAGUGUACGUUAUCACCACUAAACAUCGCCCGGUCCUCGAGCAGUUUGAGAACCAAAAGCUUUUAAAGAUUGGAAUCUUCGCUGAAGUCUAUCUUGUGGAUGGAAAGAUAAUCAGCAAGGCACCUCGCAGUGGAAGAGAGGAAGAUAUCCAGCCAGUUGUCCGUGAAGCCAACAUUUAUACGAUUUUAGGCAACCACCCCCGAAUUGCUGAAUGCCUCUCUCCAGGGAGGCAAGACUAUUUUUUCGUCGAUGAUGACUUCAACGUCCGCCUGGGUGAUUUCAACUCUUCCCAGUACCCUGGACAUCCAGCCUUAGGCUAUGAAAAGGCAUCUCAUUGCUUACCGAGAGAUUACGAGAUGCCAAACACGAUUUUGUCAGAUAUCUUUGCGCUGGGCUCUACGUUGUAUGAAUUUACCACCGGCGAUCCUGCGGUCAUUCGAGCGCGAAUUCAACGGCAGCAUCAUGCCGAUGCCGAAGUUGAGGCUCGAUAUGGGAAACGACAGUUCCCUGACGUAUCUCACGCCUUUGGGGGAGAUGUUAUUCUGGGGUGCUGGAAGGGAGACUUCACUACGGCAGAACAAGCUCUUGUCUCAUGCAUACUAACAGACCGGUGGAAGAAGACUGUGUUGGUGCCGCCUGAGGAUGAGCCCGCCUAG
This is a messenger RNA of Aspergillus ibericus CBS 121593, 666 nucleotides long. RefSeq lists its product as uncharacterized. The transcript is spliced from 4 exons. Bases 1 to 666 code for a protein of 221 amino acids. The record is from RefSeq and is a predicted model, not a curated record. NCBI's taxonomy places the organism in Eukaryota, Fungi, Ascomycota, Eurotiomycetes, Eurotiales, Aspergillaceae.